AUGAUGGAAGAAGCUGUCAAGCCCGCCAAACAUCCGCCGAAAUACCGGGGCAGCGGAAAGGAGAAAAUGACCGGUCAGCUGAAGGCCGACGAAGUCGGAAAGUCAGUUGAGUUUACGUUCGAUUUUGUGCAUUUAACUCCGAAAUGUUAGCAAUAUAAUAAACCUGUUUCUGUGAGCCACUUUUUCAUCUCAAAUUAGCACCCGGAGCUAUCAACUUCACCAAUGUGAACACAGUACCUCUUUUCUUCCAACUUUCUUGAAGUCGGAAUCACCCCCUCCUUCGGGAUUAACAACAAAAUGAGCUAACCCGAAACAGUUCAGCUACCUAACUUUUGGUUCAGUCUCUUGCGAAACGCUGUCUGAAGCAUCUAUUUAUGCAGUAGGUGACCUGACUCAUGAAAUGCCAUGGUGCGAAUUUAAGCGGGCAGUGUGUCAUAUAUCCGGCUUUGUUUUGUUUUGUCCGUUGAAAUGACUUGAGGGGCGGAAGACCUUUUACUAAAGAAGAAUUCAUUCCAAACUUGUUUUGCAAAGGGAAAACAGACUAGGUUUAGGCGAAAUCGAACGUUUUCUGAUAUCCAAGUAAUCUUCUACGCUAAUGGAUAGCGCAGGUCAAAACUGUUAUGACCCGGCCUGGUACUUGAAAUCACGUGGAGCGUAUGCGCACUCGACUCUUGUCCCAAAUACCAAAGCGGAACACGACCAGCCACGAAAGUGUAUUAGGGAAUUGCAAGUCAAAACUAACUGGAAGUAACGCAUAUUUAUAAUACCCUACUGUAGUUCACCUGCAUUCAGCCCAGUGCACUUCGGGAAGAACAUUCCAGACGAGCUGGUCGAUAAUUUGAAUAUGCAGGUCAAUCAGGCUCGAGGGAAGGCAGCCAAUGGAGAGGCGCCACGAUUAAGCUGACAGCGCUGUAGAGAAAACGCACGUGGCCUCCAGUGAUUGGCUUGUUUUGGGGGGUGUAGGCCCUCCCAACAAGAGGCGGAAGAGGGGCGGACGACCUUUUACUAAAGAAUAAUUCGUUCCAAAUUUAUUUUGCAAAGGGAAAACAGACUAGAUUUAGGCGAAACCGAACGUUUUCUGAUAUCCAAGUAAUUUGCUACGUUACUGAAUAGCGCAGCUCAAAACCUCUUAUUUGUGCGCGUUAUACUAUAAAAUAACAUUAAUAUAAGCAUGAAAAGUUCCAAAUAAAUUCCUUCUGGAAUCGAAAAAUCGGAUUCCACGUCGAUGAAAAUCACGUGGAGGCAGGUAUGAGAAAUUGAACUAUUUACAAGAAACAGGGAGUGGAUUCAACUUUAGACAUUCUGUUUUGCAAAUUCGCGACAUUUUAUGCCACAAAGCGCCGUAAUAUACUUGCAUGAGAAUAUUUUGUUUUACUCCACCGAGAACUGGAAGUCGCGAAAAAAACCUGGAUUGAGUGCCCGCGAUGUGCUGCCACUUUUCUGCGUCACACCAAAACGGUUCCUGCCGGAUGCCAAUUCUGAGUGCAUACGGAAAUUGAACUGCAGAUUUGGUCGGUAUCUAGCAUUCUAAACAUUAGUUAGGUCACUCUUCGGGGAAUUCUUAAUGAUAGAACAGUGCCUAGAAGUAAGCAAGGUGUACCGAAACGAUCCACAAGCAAGCGAGAGAGAGAGAGGGCUAUUUUGUCUGUCGUACACUAAGAAGUAUUGCUAUAUGCCCCCCAAGACUAUUUGUAGAUCGCAGGGAACAUUCAUCAAUGUUCUCUCUGAGCAUAAUUAGUAAACGAAUGAGGGAUUUCGGCCUCCAUCAGCAACAUGCCCCAACGAAGUCAUUUUAAGUAGGAAACUGACUAGAUAAGGUGUUUUAUUUGUUCAUAAGUAUGUUGAUCACAGAAUUCCAUUCCGGAAGGGCAUUUCCCCUUGUGAUCAGACCUUAUUUUUAAAAAAGCUUCCGAAGUCGCUCAAGGUGGUCAUAUAUGGGAAGAAUUUCCCCCGAGAAAACACUGUGUUGGCAGGAGCUUUCAAAAACUAUCGACGGAGGCGGUUCUGAUGACCAUCACAUUCGGAGAGUGACCAAUAUGGCGGUCGAUAUCGGAAACUAUCAAUUGCAAAGUGUGUUUAUCGACAUCGUGAAGGAUGUCUUCGACUACAAUGUCAUUCACCGACGUCAAAUAAGCACCCUAAUUUUGCUUCUGUUCGACGAUCAGAGGAGAAAUUUUACUAUAAUUUAGGCCAUAGCCAGCCCCUCCGCCCGCGGCCUACGUAGCAGUUUCAUUCUUGCUAAUAACUUACGUUGCAGUAUCAGAGGCCGGAAACAGAAUUAUCCAAUUCAGAACAUUUUUCGGUAAGGUGUGGUCUUGCAGUCGCACUUUAUGAAGGUUAUAUGGUCAGCCUACUGGAUUAUUUUUGAGUAGACGAGAUUACGCAAUAUUAGGACGGAAUGCACACUGACCUAACUUCCAGUUGGCAAUGCGGUCACUUCCUUCCUAAUCCAGCGAGUGCUGCGUUACCAGUUCUACUCCUUUCCGAUCCCACUCCAGUGAAUGCCUAUGGCUUAGUUAUGUCAACGGAGGUGCUUCAGCAGGACGUUUCACGCGCGCCGGGCCUGCGAAAGGCGCAGGAUAUCCGUUUCCAUGUGCUGCUUCUCCGCUGCAUAUUCACCUACGUUUUCAUUAUCAACGUUAUAGAUCAACUUACCGGCCCCUUUGCUGAGACGUUUGCGGCACUGAUUGUUGACCGUCAUUAACUGGAUACGAUUCUGCUACGUGCCUUAGGAAAGUUUCCCCAAUUUUCUUUACCGCGUUCAGGAGGGCUUUCGAGCGCACACCCCGCCGACUGCUGCACCAUUCCACUGCUGUGGCGUGGUUUAUGCCCACGGAAGUCGCACACCUAAUGACUCCAUUUCCUUCGAGAAAAGUCAGGCAGAAUGGUAUUACCGACAAAGACAAGGGAGACUGGAAUGGCCAUUUCUGGCUUAUUAGCCGUCGUCAGUCAGUCAUACCCAACCCCGAAAUGUGGAACACCUGGGGGUCGAACUCUCGACCUGUUAGUUAGAAGUGCAGCGCCUCUAACCACUCAGCCACGGGCCCGUUGUGUUGUCGGUUGCCAUAGGGAAUAUACAAUGGUAGAGUGGCGCUCACCGAUCGUUUCUACGGAACACACUCGUCUCGCUGUGCCUAGGGGCACUCUCUCGGGCUAAUAAGCCAGAAAUGGCCAUUCGAGUCUCCCUUGUAUUUGUCAGUAAUACUAUUCUGCCUAUAUCAUGCGACGCUGUGCGGCUGCUGGUUGGGUUCGCGAUAGAGAGUCCUAAGGUACAGCUGGACGAGUGAGUUCCGUAGAAACGAUCGGUGCGCGCCCCUCCACCAAAGUGAGGCGGGUUUUCAUUACCAUCGUUAAUGUCAGCCCUCUUUUGUCAAACACCGUUUCAGUUAAAAUCGGCAUCUCGGUCUGUUUUGAAAAUAGGAGGUCUAGCGUAAAAGAGUUCCUUUAUCGCAGUCCAAAUAGUUAAGAUGAAUCCAUUCCAAACUUUCUUGGUGUGGGACAAGCUCAGGUAGUGCUUCGUUUUUCUGCUGCGCUCAUUCAAGAACCUGCAAAAUAUGUCCACUGUCGCAGCUUAAUAAUAUUUGUUCUCUAUCGACCGGAUCUAAACCAUGUCUAUUUGGGUAUUCUGUCGUAAUACUUGUAGUGUCAUCGGUCUGAGGCAUUGGCAUAUUACCCUCGAUAUGAACAGUCCUGAUUCUUGCAAAUGCUGAACACAGUGGGGCGAACUGAUUGCUUCCACCACUUUGGUAAGCUCCGUGGGUUUGUCCAACAGCCUCCCCCCCUUCUAUGCGGUUUGCUCGUUUAUGGCCUACAACCGAAAUAAUUAAAAAUAUUUAUUCAUCAGGAUUGCAUGCAGCCGCUUUCAAAACCCUGGGAACUGCGCAAUCAAAUAGCACUCUUAGUCCCGUUCAACGACUUCACAGUUUCAUGCGCUACAACUUAUUUUGGCUAUCCCUCUUUUAAAUUAAAAAUUCCACGACAUACUUACGUUACUUUAAUUGUGUUUCUGCUUCCCGUGACCAUUUAUUCGACUUGUUCUGCCUACUCGUCUCGAUCACACAUCAUUUUCUUUGAACAUUUUGCGGAGCGACCUUGGCAAUGCGUUCUCACCUCCUAUUGGUCAACAGUUUUCGCGUUCCACUUUUUCCGUGUACCGUGCACCUCAGAACAAUCUGCAAAAUGUUCUACACGCAUCUUUUAGUUUUUAUAUUACGCAUUAAAGUUUCAGUUCUUUUAAACUGCCUUCACCCGCUCGAAUAUGACUCCUUUUGCUUUUCUGCAUUUCCGCCUUUCUCUUGCCCUUACCUAAGGCCCCAUCCAUUCCCGCGCUGCGGAUGCCCAGGUUUUUCCUACCGCCAGUGGAGCUGCCUGACCGAACCUGACCAAUUUUUUUUUCAACCAGAAAAACGACUGAUUUUUUCGUUUCUGCCCAAGAACUUCUUUCGGUCAGCGUUUAAAACUUUUAGGGAAUUCGACAAGCUUUAAACAGAUAAUAUAAUUUAUCGUCAGGCGGCGUUCGGACACGAUUUUUUCACUUUUCCAUGACCGCUUAGGUGGUAGGAGGUCUCGGCUAUAAAUAUGGCAAAUUUGUAUUUUUAGUAUGUUGGCAGAUCGGUAUAGAAGCAUUCACAUACUUCAGGAUCUUUUAGAACACAUGCUUGACACAUGUUGAAGAUAAGUCAGUCUAAAACGCUAGGCUGUCAGGCUGACACAAAAAGUGUAUUAUCCUGAGGUUAAAGAAGUCGAGUUCGGCGAACGUACGUUUUCGAUUACACUGAGUGAUCGAUCUCAUGAAAUGCUGGCCGAAAUUCUGAAAUUUGUCUUCAUUUAGGACGGAUUACUUAGAUGGGACUGUAAUACUGAUUAUCAUGCGACAUAAUCCCAUAAUAUUUCGGACUCGCCAGGAUGUCGGCUUCUUUCCAACCUCCUGUAGGAACCGCACUCGGUAAAAUAUGAAUACUUAUGUAGCUUGCAUUUAUAAUAUUGAUUGUCGAUUGUUUUUUUUUAAUUCAAAUAUAUUUUACGGAAAACACUAGCAACAAAUAUGCUUUCUUUAGCUCGUUUGGUGGAAAAUGUCGUUGUCUUAACAUUUUAUGCCUGAAGAAAAGGUGUAUUUAGGUAUCGAAAGAGUUUCUUAAUUCUUGAAUAAUUUUGAGUCUGCUCAGCCGUUGCAGUAGCUUUUAACGAUUUCUGUCUAAGAGAUGCACGCUCUCCGCGUAAAGAGAAUCAUAUAGGUAGAAUGGCAUUACCGACAAAGACAAGGGAAACUGGAAUGACCAUUUCUGGCCAUUUCUGUCGUCAGCCAGUCAUACCCAACCCCGAAGUGUGGAGCACCCGAGGCCCGAACUCGCGACCUGUUAGCUAGAAGUCCACGCCUCUAACCACUGGGACACGAGCCCAUUGCCCUGUCGGUUAGAGGCGUCAGUUUCUUCCACGCUGCAUUCUGCCCAGCUAGGGGCGCGAAUGGCUCCACGGUAAGGGUAAGAUAGCGCCCCAAGUACCUACGGCAUAUAAAGAAUACCUACUAUACAAGGCCGGCCAGCUUCUGUCGUUCACCGCUUGGUAUCAUACAUCCCUCCCAGUCACCAUUGCCUUUUUCGUCUAUUGACAUUGAUAAGCUUCUCGUCAAUGUGCACUUCUGCGCCCGGUCCGUCGUCAUGAGUGCCGUGGAGCACACAUUUCAACGGAGUGCCUACCAGUCAACAGCUGUUGUGUGAGACCCGCCAAUGUCACUCUUGUUCCCCUUAAUAACGCCAACCAAAUCUUUCUGAUUGUCCUAGUCGUUAGCCGGUUGUUCUUAAAUAUCGAGUCGGCUUUAGGGGACUUCCCUCUUCAACAGGGCCUACAUCUGAAUACAUAUCCAUCUCGGUGCCAGUCGCAUCCGCGACGCGCAUGAAGCCAAACUGAAGCAGAAAUUGACCACAUUAAGUGAAAAGAAUCCAAACCUCUGCCAUGAUAAGGUUGUGCACAACCUAUCUUCCAACCAACUGACAGCAGAGCAGAUAAAAGUGCUGAGUCAUGAUGCCAGCUUCAAUACUACGGAUGCCCAACCACUUGACUUCAUCGCCGCUGCGGAAUCUGUCAUUCGCGAAGCCCCAACUACUGAAGAAAACAGGAAUCUGCUACGAAAGCCAACAUCCUCCAGACUCAUGUCCCACAAGAAACGCAAGAGGCUUUCAAAAGCAGAAGACGGGGCACUCUGGACGUUAAAGGCUGACAAAAGCAUUGUCAUACUCCCAAUCGAUAAAGGACGAUCGACGGUUGUACUGAACAAAGAGGACUACAUCGACAAGGUCGAUGAACUUUUUGGCGACAGAACCGCCAACAUUCCUCGUGAAGGUGACACGGCGAAGACGCUAAUAAGCAAAAUGAUCAUGGACCUAGCGGGUCUUCGGAAGUCAAAAGCAAUAACACAGCUUGACUGGCUGAGGGUAUAG
Messenger RNA from Spirometra erinaceieuropaei, 6437 nucleotides. NCBI's taxonomy places the organism in Eukaryota, Metazoa, Platyhelminthes, Cestoda, Diphyllobothriidea, Diphyllobothriidae. The record is from the annotation of a GenBank genome assembly.